AGCUUGGAGUCGUCCACGUGCAAAGGCAUCGGCCCCGUGGCUUGGCGUGAGAACCGCGAUCAUGGGGCGCAAGUUGGACCCGACUCAGAAGGUGAAGCGGGGCCCGGGGCGCAAGGCUCGUAAGCAGCGCGGGGCCGAACAGGAGCUGCUUCGUUUCCUGCCGCCUGAUCCCGAAGAUGGUGCAAGAAAGCUGUCGGGCCAUGCACGGAGAAGAGCUGCAAAACGUCGAAUCAAAGCUGCCAGGCCACCCACUGGCAAGACUGCCAAGGUGCUCCAGGAAUCUCCAGCUUCUAGUACUGAAAGUAAGAGUUUCGUUUCCUUUCUGCAGCUCCUGCCCAUUGAGCGAGCUGCCCAGAAGCAGAAGAGGCAGGAUCUCAGUGAGGAAGACAGCGAGGAGGAGGAAGAGGACGAGGAGGAGGAGGAGGAGAAAGAAGCACCCAAGCAGGAGGAGACCCAGGAAACAGACUUGCAGCUCAACGUGGAGGCAGACGAGCACUUUGUGCUGCCCAGCGGACAGGAGAUAGAGAAAGAAGCUGCUCAGCCCCCAGACCUCCAGCUCGUCCACCAGCGCAUCAAGGACAACAUCGAGGUGCUCCAGAACUUCGGCACGAAGCGGGAGGAAGGCCGCUCCCGGCAAGAGUACGUGACUCUCCUGCGGCAGGACCUGGCGACGUACUACUCUUACAGCGACUUCCUGAUAGGGAAGAUGAUGGAGCUCUUCCCGCUGUCGGAGCUGGUUGACUUCUUGGAGUCCAAUGAGGUUUCCCGGCCGGUGACUCUCCGGACCAACACUCUCAAAACGCGGCGGCGCGACCUGGCACAGGCUCUGAUUAAUCGCGGGGUGAAUCUCGACCCCUUGGGGAAGUGGUCCAAAACAGGACUCGUCGUCUACGACUCCUCCGUGCCCAUAGGUGCUACCCCCGAGUACUUAGCAGGGCACUACAUGCUGCAAGGAGCUUCAAGCCUUCUCCCAGUCAUGGCUCUCGCCCCUCAGGAGAAUGAACGCAUCCUGGACAUGUGCUGUGCCCCAGGAGGCAAGACCAGCUACAUAGCUCAGCUGAUGAAGAACACGGGUGUGAUCCUGGCCAACGACAGCAACGCGGAGAGAUUGCAGAGCGUGGUGGGGAACCUGCACAGGCUUGGGGUCACCAACGUGGUUGUGAGCCGCUGCGACGGGCGCCAGUUCCCCAAGGUGCUGGGGGGUUUCGACAGAGUCCUGCUUGAUGCUCCGUGCAGUGGCACCGGUGUGAUCGCCAAGGACCCCACAGUUAAGACCAAUAAGGACGAGAAGGACAUUCUGCGCUGUGCUCACCUGCAGAAGGAGCUCAUUCUCAGCGCCAUCGACUCGGUCAACGCUGCCUCGGAGACCGGGGGCUACAUCGUUUACUGCACCUGUUCGGUCACGGUGGAGGAGAACGAAUGGGUGGUGGAUUACGCCCUGAAGAAGCGCAACGUCCGCCUGGUGCCGACGGGACUGGACUUCGGCAAAGAAGGCUUUGUCAGGUUUAAAGAGCGCCGUUUCCACCCGUCUUUGAAGUCCACACGCCGUUUCUACCCUCACACGCACAACCUGGACGGCUUUUUUGUCGCCAAGCUCAAGAAGUUCUCCAAUGCAAUUCCUGUGGCGCCACAAGAGGAAGAACCCGCCAAGGAGCCAGGUGUGCCGGCUGCAAAGGAGAACUCUGCUCCGGCCGCCACUGCGACGCCUCUGCCGACUGGGAAGAAACAAGAGGGGCUGAAAGGCGCUAAGAAGCAGACUGCAAAACAGGUGAAUUCGGCAUCGACGGCCACCAAAACGCAGCCUCAGGGAGAGUCCAGAGAGAAGAAGCAGAAGAAAUGGGCGCUGGCUGCACGGCGGGGCUCCUUCCAGAAGCGGCCCAGACCCCCAAAGGCCGCCCAGCCUUCUCCCAGAGGGCCGAGGGCCCAGGCAGGCCCUGGCAAGAAGCGACGAGUGCCCCGGAACCGCCAGUAGGGGCCUUGCAUUGGCCAGCACUUCUCUGGAGGCUCCUGGCCGGUGCCCAUAAGACUAGUGUGUGUGUGGGGGGUCCCAUCCAAGGUAUAUGUUCUGAUGCUAUUUUGUGCUGGACUGGCCUUUGGGCGCUCCCCUAGAUAUGUACUGGGCCCAGUUUCUGGUAUUUAAUUUAA
This is a messenger RNA of Gekko japonicus, 2145 nucleotides long. RefSeq names its product NOP2 nucleolar protein (gene NOP2). Lineage: Eukaryota; Metazoa; Chordata; Lepidosauria; Squamata; Gekkonidae. The transcript is spliced from 15 exons. Gene Ontology annotation, molecular function: RNA binding; rRNA (cytosine-C5-)-methyltransferase activity. The record is from RefSeq and is a predicted model, not a curated record. Bases 62 to 1972 code for a protein of 636 amino acids. Gene Ontology annotation, cellular component: nucleolus. Gene Ontology annotation, biological process: maturation of LSU-rRNA; rRNA base methylation.